AUGGAUUCCCCGUCAGUCAACCUUGUGGCCUCAUGCAGGAACCCCAAUGGGUCUCUACCGCCCAAGCAGGGCAGCGUCCACAGCCGCGACUCCUUCUUCAAGAGCGUGCAAUGGUCUGCCGACGGCACAACCCUCUUCACAUCAUCCUUCUCAAACCGCAUCUGCACCUUUGUCCUCCCAGACAAUCUCCUCGAACCACGGCAGUCCCCGGUCGAGCUCACUGCCCACAGCACACUCGCCCUCGCCGAACCAACCAGCGCCAUCGCCCCAUGUCCGUACUUCGCUCUGGAGCACCCUUCAACCCAAGUCCUCCUAACAGCCAGCACCGACCACCCCAUCCACCUACACCACGCUUUCCCGCCAUCACCAUCAAGCUCGCCCUUCCCUGACGACAAUGAUAACAGAUUAUCUCCACCUCCACCAGUCCGAACUCAACCCCCACACCUAGCCUCCUUCCACCUAAUCAAGCAGGAAACCGAAGCCUACCUCCCCAUCACCUCCCUCAUCUGGCCAGUGCCGGGAACGCACUUCAUAGCUGGCACGACCAACCGCAUCGCCCUCUUCGACGUCUCCCGCCCCGACACCCUCAACCCAUCCCCGCUCCUCUCCAUCCCCACCAUCCCGUCGACCCGGCACCUCGCCAAGGGCGGCGGCGUCGGCAUGCGCGGCACCGUCUCGGCGCUGGCCGCCCAGCCUUACCAGCCUGUCGCUGACGGGAACGGCGGCGGGAGUAGUAGCAACGCUGCUGGUGGUGGUGCUGGUGGCUUGGGCCUCCUAGCGGCCGGCACAUGGACGCGGAGUCUGGGCCUGUACGAUCUGCUGCGCAGCGGGGAGUGCGUCGCGACGUGGAGCGUCAAGGGCGUGGCGCAGGAGGCCCGGGUUGGCGGGAGGGGCGUGCUGCAGACGGUGUGGUCACCGUGCGGGCGGUAUUUGGUGGUUAAUGAGAGGGGCUCGACUGGAUUGUUGGUGUAUGACUUGCGCGGCACGCACCGGUUGCUGGGUGCGCUUGAGGGGAGAGACGGAAGGACGAAUCAGCGGUUGAGUUGUGAUGUGUUCCCCGGGAGUGGGGGGACCGGAGGGUUUGAGGUGUGGGCUGGGACCAAGGAUGGGGGCGUGGUCGUUUGGGAAGGGGUUGGGAAUCGGGAUGGUGGUGUUGAACCGUCUUGGGACUGGAAGGCACAUGGCUCGGCCGUUGGGGCGACUGCUAUGCAUAUGAGCGGUUCCGUGGUUGCCACUUGCUCAGGGGCAUGGAAGUUUGUGGACGAGGAUGAGGAGAGCUCCGAGAGCUCGGACGAGUCCGGGUCGGAGGCGAGCACAGCAUCACGGAGCAGCCCGAGCUUCCAGAUUGUAGUUGAGGAAACAAGCCUCAAUGUCUGGAGUCUCGGACCCAGCAAGCCGUCUCAAGACGACAGAGGAAGCCCCGAUCGGGGGGAUACCGAGACGUGA
Molecule: messenger RNA, 1446 nt
Organism: Parathielavia appendiculata
Lineage: Eukaryota; Fungi; Ascomycota; Sordariomycetes; Sordariales; Chaetomiaceae
Exons: 2
Coding region: 1-1446 (481 amino acids)
Molecular function (GO): protein binding
Source: RefSeq, a predicted model, not a curated record